Macrosiphum euphorbiae (potato aphid) is the source of this 2862-nucleotide messenger RNA. Lineage: Eukaryota; Metazoa; Arthropoda; Insecta; Hemiptera; Aphididae. The record is from the annotation of a GenBank genome assembly.
AUGCCGGUGUUUCACACGAAAACCAUCGAGAGCAUAUUGGAACCCGUCGCCCAACAGGUAUCCCGGUUGGUAAUUUUACACGAAGAUGCCGAAGAUGGAAGUGCUAUGCCAGACUUGGAAAAGCCGGUUCAAGCUGUCAGUCGUGCAGUUAUGAACCUUAUCAAAGUGGGAAAAGAAACUAUAAACAGUAGUGAUGAUCCAAUACUCAAACAAGAUCUUCCUUCAGCACUUUAUCGUGUUGAAGGGGCAUCCCGUUUACUUGAAGAAGCUUCAGCCAUGUUAAAACAAGAUCCAUAUAGUGGACCAGCCCGGAGAAAACUGAUAGAAGGAUCUAGAGGCAUUUUGCAGGGAACAUCAUCCUUGUUGUUGUGUUUCGAUGAAUCUGAAGUCAGAAAAAUCAUUAGAGAGUGUAAAAAAGUUUUGGAUUAUUUAGCUGUUGCCGAAGUCAUUGAAAGUAUGGAAGACUUAGUGCAGUUUCUUAAAGAUUUAAGUCCAUGUCUAAGUAAAGUAUCCCGAGAAGUAGGAGCUCGUGAAAAAGAGCUUACUCAUCAAGUUCACCGUGAUAUACUUAUUCGAUGUCUUGAUCAAGUUAAGACAUUAGCUCCAAUACUUAUAUGCAGUAUGAAGAUUUAUAUUCAUAUUCUUUCAGAAGGAGGUAAGGGUGCUGCUGAAGCAGCUGAGAAUAGAGAUUAUCUCACUAGCCGAAUGACAGGAGAGUUAUUAGAAAUAAUAAGAGUAUUACAGCUGACAACUUAUGAUGAAGAUGAAUGGGAAGCUGAUAACAUAACUGUAAUGCGAAAAGCUCUUAAUGUAAUUGAAGGUAAAGUCCAUACUUCUCACGAUUGGUUACAAGAACCAUUGUCAAUGCCUGGUGGUCUGGGUGAAAAGUCUAUUCGUCAUUUACUUGAACAAUCUCAUUUAAUAUCAGAACGCUGUUCACCUAAAGUCCGAGAGCCAAUACAGAAAUUGUGUUCGGAAAUCAAUACUAUGACUGACGCUCUUUGCGAACUAAGACACGAUGGAAAAGGUGCUACUGCUCAAGCAGAAAGCUUAUCGCGUAGCAUUGAUGAAAGAAUUGGGGAGUUAGUGAAACUAGUAACAAGAGCAGUUAAUGACACAGAUAAAAGUGGAGUUGCUGCUAAAGGACAGCAAGUGGCUCAUACACUUGGCGGACAAUUGGAUCAAGCUAGACAAUGGUUGUUACAUCCAGAAAGAAAUGAUAAUGGCUUGGGGCAAAGAGCCAUUUUGUUGAUAACUGAUGAAGCACAUAGGGUGGCUGAUGGACUUCCCGGUGUUCAAAGAGCAGAAAUAUUAAAUCUUUGUGAUGAGGUUGAUAUGUUAUCUCAACAAUUAAGUGAUUUAUGUCGUCGGGGUGAAGGUAAUUCCCCUCAAGCACAACAAAUAGCCAGAAAAUUAUCUCACAAGUUAGACGAGUUGAAAAAAAUGAUACAAGAUGCAGUGGUCAGUCGUGUUGUAGAAGAUUUUGUUGACAUAAAUACACCAUUAAAACAAUUUACAGAUGCUGUGCAUGUACCAAAAGGAACUCCUGGUAGAGAGGCGAACUUUGCUGAUAGAGCAACUAGAUUAUCUGAAUGGUCAAAACGUGCAGGCCGAACUGGACGACUAGUAGCUGCAACUGGUAGUGGUGGAAAAAAGUUGUCUGAAGCUCUAAAUCAAGCUGCUACACAACUUGAAUCUCUUGGACCUCAGUUGAUAAAUGGUGGACAAAUCCGAUCACAGUACUCUGAUAAUAAAGUAGCUGGAGAGCAUUUUGACAAUUUAUGUUCUCAGUAUGCUGAUACAGCAACACACAUAAGAAAUCUUUGUGAUGAGGCUACAGAUUCAGCAACUUUUAUUCGACUAUCUGAGGACCAAAUGCGUAAACAUGCAAAACUAUGCGAGGAUGCUAUUGCCAGGCACGACCCUAAUAAAAUGGUAGAACAUACGACAGCUAUUGCUCGUUUAGGAAACAGAGUAUAUCAAGUUGCCAAGCAGGAGGCUGACAAUUCUGAAGACCCUGUGUUCCACGCAACAUUAAAUAGAGCAGCAGAUAUCUUACAAGCUGCUGUGGCAAGAAUGGUUCAAGAUGCUAAGCCAGUAGCAUUAAAUACCAAUAAUGAUCAAGCUGUUAAACGUUGGAGAGAAUCUAAUAAUGUGUUGUUGGAUGCGGUCCGCGGUGUGCGCGGAGCUAUCACUGUUGUACCAGACCUGUAUGAGUUGUCUAUCGAGCCCGAAAUAGCUCCUCCUCGUCCACCAUUGCCAGGUGAACAGGCACCUCCACCAAGACCUCCAUUACCAGCUGAAACUGAUGAUGAAGAUGAAAUGUUCAAACAUGCCCCAUUACCUAAUCAACCUAUUAUGGCUGCGGCUCAUGGACUUCAUCAAGAAGUGAGACAGUGGUCUAGUAAAGAUAACAAGAUCAUUGCUGCCGCAAAGAAAAUGGCACUUUUAAUGGGCAGGUUAUCCCAAUUGGUUCGUGGACAGACAGGUACCAAACGUGAUCUUAUUGCUUGUGCUAAAGCAAUUGCUGAAGCUUCCGAGGAAGUGACACGAUUAGCCAAGGAAUUGGCUAGGGAGUGUACUGAUAAGAGAAUGAGAACUAACUUGCUGCAAGUGUGUGAACGUAUACCAACCAUUGGUACUCAACUAAAAAUCUUAUCGACAGUCAAAGCAACUAUGUUGGGAGCCCAUGGCUCAGAAGAAGAUCAAGAAGCUACAGACAUGUUAGUGGGUAAUGCACAGAACCUGAUGCAGUCUGUUAAAGAAACCGUUCGAGCAGCCGAAGCAGCUUCAAUUAAAAUAAGAACUGACACUGGUAUACGGUUAUGUUGGGUCAGACGUCAACCAUGGUAUCACUACUAA